AUGCUCGUCACUGUCGCUCCGGCGAGCACCAAGACCGGCACGGCUGUGAUCCGCUCCCUAUUGACCAGUCCAGACGCCGGCGUUGACAUCCAAGCAAUCUACCGAGACACGGCCAAGGCACCGGUUGAAUUCACCACCCUGUCCAACUUCAAAGCCGUCCAGGGCGACAUUGCGGAUGGGGCGUCUCUCAACUUGGACGGCUCAGAUGUCGUCGUUGCGAUUACGCCGCCCGUCUUUGACAGCAGCGACAUCGUGGCCACCGCGAGGCAGCGCUCCGAAAACGUGAAGAAUGCGAUUGAAAAGGCGGGCACAGUCAAGAAGCUCAUCCUCUUGAGCAGCAUCGGCGCUCAAUUCAGCAGCCGUGUCGUGCGUCUCGUCUCCCCCACGCGGCGGUGCAUUCUACCGCCACCGCCGCUCAUUGGCUUCCACGGCUGA
Molecule: messenger RNA, 435 nt
Organism: Metarhizium album ARSEF 1941
Lineage: Eukaryota; Fungi; Ascomycota; Sordariomycetes; Hypocreales; Clavicipitaceae
Product: NAD-dependent epimerase/dehydratase
Exons: 1
Coding region: 1-435 (144 amino acids)
Source: RefSeq, a predicted model, not a curated record